AUGUCCCACCCACGGAUAGAGGAGGUCUCGGACAGCGACCUCUCCGACCCCGAGGAGGCUGACAUUGAUGACUUUGACGAGGCCGACAUCAUGCGCCGCAUCCCGGAUCCCGUCGCUAUUGCCAAGGCCGUGUCCACUCCAACUCCCUCCGCCGCGUCCCACAUCCUCAACCCGGCCAGCAUGCCCCAGACGUCAACUCUCCCGCCCGCCGUCGACCGCACCGCCUACGCCGACUUCCAGUGCCUCUACCCCGUCUACUUUGACGCCGCACGCUCCCGCGCUGAGGGCCGCCGCGUGCCCGCCUCGCUCGCCGUCAAGGAUCCGCUCGCCCGCGAGAUCGCAAACGCCUGCUCGCGCCUGCGCCUGCCCACGCUCUUCGAGCCGGAAAAGGUGCACCCCAAGGACUGGGCCAACCCGGGCCGCGUCAAGGUCGGCCUGAAGAAGACGCCCGGCACACUGAUCAACAACAAGCAUCACCUGUACCGCCUCGUCGCCGAGCACCUGCGCGAGAACCCGACGACGGUCGACAGCCCCGGCCUGCGCGUCCGCAUGGGCGGCCAGCUGCAGCCCGACCCGUCCAAGCCCUACCCCAAGCCCGCCGUGCCCCGCGGCUGGAAGAUGGGCGAGCUGGUGCCCUACCUCAGCGCUGCCAUGACCGGCGGCGGCGUCUCCGAGAACCUCUUCAAGGACAUGAUGAAGGAGAUGCAGGGCGGCGCCGACCCCAUGGCCGCGCUCAUGGGCGCCCAGGCCGGCGGUGGUGCCGAGGAGACCAGCAGCGGAGGCGGCGGCGGCGGCAAGAAGAAGAAGGAGAAGAAGGGCAAGGCCCGGGCAUAG
Messenger RNA from Ilyonectria robusta, 834 nucleotides. RefSeq names its product signal recognition particle, SRP19 subunit. The transcript has a single exon. Gene Ontology annotation, biological process: SRP-dependent cotranslational protein targeting to membrane, signal sequence recognition; SRP-dependent cotranslational protein targeting to membrane. Gene Ontology annotation, molecular function: 7S RNA binding. Gene Ontology annotation, cellular component: signal recognition particle, endoplasmic reticulum targeting. The coding region runs from base 1 to 834 and encodes 277 amino acids. Lineage: Eukaryota; Fungi; Ascomycota; Sordariomycetes; Hypocreales; Nectriaceae. The record is from RefSeq and is a predicted model, not a curated record.